Pungitius pungitius (ninespine stickleback) is the source of this 3567-nucleotide messenger RNA. It is a transcript of the gene epb41l3a, whose product is annotated as erythrocyte membrane protein band 4.1-like 3a. The transcript has 26 exons. The record is from RefSeq and is a predicted model, not a curated record. Gene Ontology annotation, cellular component: plasma membrane; cytoskeleton. The coding region runs from base 80 to 2461 and encodes 793 amino acids. Lineage: Eukaryota; Metazoa; Chordata; Actinopteri; Perciformes; Gasterosteidae. Gene Ontology annotation, molecular function: actin binding; structural molecule activity.
CGCGUUGUGACGUAGAAAAAAAGCGUGUGCUAAAGGAAGAGAGAAGGCAGGCGUCCUGCACGAGGACAGGUGAAUCACCAUGACAACAGAACCAGGUGAGCCACAGGAGGCCGAGUCCAAAGAGGCUGAGACUUUCCCUGAAGCAGCCGCCCACUCCACACCUAGACAGGGAGGAGAGGGCGGGCCGUACCAGAAACAAGCUCAAAGCUCAUUGGCCGAGGAUUCGACGAGUCACCUGUCAUCGAGCAGUCGGAUCGCUCACUCUCCUGCCAGAAACCCUUUGAGCUUCAGGACCAUGCAGACAAAGGUGUCUCUUCUGGACGGAUCGCUGUUCACCUGCACUAUGGAGAAACGAGCUCGGGGUUUUCAGUUGUUUGAGAAGGUUUGUGAACAUGUGAACCUUCUGGAGAGAGACUACUUCUCUCUGUGCUUCCGAGACAUGGACAACAACAAGAACUGGUUGGAUCCUGCAAAGGAAAUGAAGAAGCAGGUCAGAGGUGUUCCCUGGAACUUCUCCUUCAACGUCAAGUUUUACCCCCCUGACCCCGCCCAGCUCUCUGAGGACAUCACCAGGUACUUCCUGUGUCUCCAGCUGAGACAGGAUAUGGUCUCUGGACGUCUCCCAUGCUCCUUUGCGACUCACACCGUCCUCAGUUCCUACAGCGUGCAAUCAGAGCUUGGCGACUACGACCCGGAUGAGUGUGGUUCAGAUUACGUCAGUGAACUCUGUUUCGCUCCAAAACAAACCAAAGAGAUGGAGGACAAGAUCAUCGAGCUGCACAAGACCUACAGAGGGAUGACACCAGCCGAAGCAGAGAUGCACUUCCUGGAAAACGUAAAGAAACUGUCCAUGUACGGAGUUGACCUUCAUCACGCAAAGAUGGUAGGAAGUCGCUUUGACUGUUUGCCUUCAGCUCAGUCUGAGGACUCGGAGGGCGUGGCCAUCAUGCUGGGCGUGUGCUGCAGCGGUCUCCUGGUCUACAGAGACAGACUCAGGAUCAACAGAUUCUCGUGGCCAAAGAUCUUGAAGAUCUCGUACAAAAGGAACAACUUCUACAUCAAGAUCCGACCUGGAGAGUUUGACCAGUUUGAGUCUACGAUUGGUUUCAAGUUGCUGAACCACAGAGCAGCUAAACGCCUGUGGAAAGUGUGUGUGGAACAUCACUCCUUCUUCAGGCUGAUGUCUCCAGAAGAGACACCAAAGAAGUUCAUGUCUCUGGGCUCAAAGUUUCGCUACAGCGGUCGGACUCAGAUUCAGAGUCGCAGAGCCAGUGCUCAAAUCUCCAGACCGGCACCGCAUUUCCCACGGUGCGUCAGCAAGAGGAACAUUCUGAGCCGCAGCCUGGACGGAGCUUCGAGGACCACGCCCACGUCUUUUCUCAUUGGCUCUCCGGCCAUCACAGCGUACCCCAAAGCCAACAGUGGUACACACACAGAUAUGGGAGACGGCCUGUACGGAGCGUCUAAAGCCAUCCCCGUCAGCAACCUCAUCACCACGGUAACGUCCGAGAGGAUGAUGGAUGAGAGUGGGUCGAAGAAAGUUGAGGAGGUUCUGGUGGUGGAGGAGGAGGAAGAGGAGGACACCAGAGAAACGGAGGUUUCUCAGCAGAGUCCCCUUACUCCCCAGAAGCAGGAAACCAAGACAGACCUGACUGAUACAGCUGUUGAUGGAGAUCUAACAGCCACUGAGUCUGAUCAGGACGAGGACCUGAAGACUCAGGAGACAAUGGGGAGUCCAGAGGAGGAGCAGAAGCCUCAGAGCACCAUCAGCGCCCUAAGGCGCUCCUUCCUAGAGGGAGGUGGAGGAGGAGGUGGAGGAGGAGGGGGGAUGACAGAGUGGGAGAAACGUCUCGCCUCCUCUCCUCUACGACGAGUCGACGAUUCGCCAAUGAUCGAACCUCUGGAACCAGAUGAGGAGAGGGGACACACACAGCCUAAACCUACAUUUGAUGAAAUGUCUCCGGAGCUGAUGGCUCUGCUGAACUCAGCCAGAGAACAAAACACCUUCAGGGAACACAACCUGCUGAAGACUUCUGAGAAGGUGGAGACGGUCUUCCUGAUGACGGAGCCAUGUGACAAGGACCAGCCAAUGGCGGAGCAGCCUCAGGUAGCAACAAGUAAUCUGGAAGUCCCAGUGAUGAGGAAGACUCUCACAUAUGAAGCUCCAGGGAGCCGCAUAGACUCAGAUCCUCCUACAGGUUUGCUGCUGAGCUCCCAGACCUUCACAGCUGAGACCUCCAACACCUCCACCACCACCCACAUCACCAAGACUGUAAAAGGAGGAAUGUCAGAAACCAGAAUUGAAAAACGAAUCGUUAUUUCUGGAGACACAGAAAUCGACCACGACCAGGCUCUGGCAGAGGUGCUCAGCGAGGCACGGCUGCAGCAUCCUGAGCUGUCAGUCACACGAGUUGUUGUCCAUAAAGAAACAGAGGUCUCUCCUGAUCAUGUGAUUGAUUAGUGACAUCACAGGACUGAAUUUGAGAAUCUCUCCGUUGCAUUAUGGGAGUUGCAGUCCAGACUCCAGAGACGACUGUAGACACUGUUUUUCAGCAACACCAAGUGGACAUUAAUGAAACUGAUGAUCUAUACACACACAAACAUAUAUGCAUGUACACUUGUACACACACACACACACAGCAGCAUCUGUCUGUCUGACUGGGGGCGGGGCCAAUGCCGAGUUCCCUGCAGAGUAGGUAGCAUUAUCUAAAUAGUUUGAUUAUAUCUAGUUGAAAGCUCUUUGAUGGUCUUUUCAGGUUUUGUGUGUAAUGGAGUAAGAUAUUGAUGCACGGACACAGACAGCUGAGACACAGACAGGUGGCGCUAUCACACCAUCUGCAAUUAUUCCUAUUGAAUCACACACACCUCCAGGUCAAAGCAGACUGAUGAAUGGUUGGUUGAAUAACAUUUAGUCCUGAUUGUGGGACAGAAGCCUUAUGUAAUAUUCCAUAAUUAGUUUGUUAAACAUCUGGAAGUUGUGUAAUAAUGACGUGUGACUUUACCUGGUGAGGUAAUGAAAUGUAAAAUAGCAUGAUUGCUAGCACUGUAAACACUCACUGUAAAACACCAAAAACCGACUCUAUUUACCCAUAAUGCAAUAGUUAUGUGCCAUUCUCUCAUCUCAUCAUGGAAACCCUUGUUAUGAAUUGUUUUAUUCAUUGUCUAUAUAUUUAUUUAUUAUAUAUUUAUUUAUUGAUCUGUGUUUGUAUGCAAUCCUAGACUGACCAUACCCCCAAGCGUCUAUAAACAGAUUGUCCACUCCCCCAGGUGUCACUUUACAUACUGAUCACUCCCCCAGGUGUCACUUAACAUACUGACCACUCCCCCAGGUGUCACUGUACAUCGUGACCACUCCCCCAGGUGUCACCUUACAGAUUGACCACUCCCCCAGGUGUCACUUUACAUACUGACCACUCCCCCAGGUGUCACCUUUUCACACUGACCACUCCCCCAGGUGUCACUGUACAUCGUGAUCACUCCCCCAGGUGUUUUAUUAUUUCCUGAUGAAGUCAAAAUGACUGAAUGCGUCUUUACCCACUAAAUUUAAAUAAAAUGAUAAUUAUCCAA